AUGGGGAUUUCAAGAGAAUCUGUCUCUUUUUCCCAAGGACCCCAGGUGCCUCUGGGAUCAUGCAUUACCCUCGAUGUCCUGAGAGCUGUGGAGCUGAAGUACUGCAUUGGCAAUGGCAGUGUCAAUUUCCCGUCUCAGCAGAUUCCAGGCAUCAUCCUCAACAACACACAAGUCAUCAUUGGUGGCCAGUCCCAAAUUGUGACCAUCAACAGGCAAUGGCACGUGGCAAUCAUUGAGCAAAUGACUGGCAGCUUCUCCUGGAAAACCAUCUGGAACUACAACACGGGCGUCAUUGCAACCAAAGUCACGCAACAGAACACCUGCUACAUUUCCAUCAUGAACAGAAGCGAGAUGCCCCGCUUUGACAAUCUGGCGCGCCUGGCACAAGAGAGCAGGAACCUGCUCGGUCUUGGAAGGCCGACCAAGAAGAUCACCUUUGUCACCAAUGGAUUGGUCAACAACCUCAACUCCUACGGAAUAGACAUCACCGCUAUGUGCAGCGGACUCACCACCUACAUGGCUUACGAAGUUCACACUUUCCAAGGACCCCAGGUGCCUCUGGGCCCAUGCAUUACCCUCGAUGUCCUGAGAGCUGUGGAGCUUCAGUACUGCAAUGGCAAUGGUCAGUCUCAGCAGAUUCCAGGCAUCAUCCUCAACAACACACAAGUCAUCAUUGGUGGCCAGUCCCAAAUUGUGACCAUCAACAGGCAAUGGCACGUGGCAAUCAUUGAGCAAAUGACUGGCAGCUUCUCCUGGAAAACCAUCUGGAACUACAACAUGGGCGUCAUUGCAACCAAAGUCACGCAACAGAACACCUGCUACAUUUCCAUCAUGAACAGAAGCGAGACGCCCCGCUUUGACAAUCUGGCGCGCCUGGCACAAGAGAGCAGGAACCUGCUCGGUCUUGGAAGGCCGACCAAGAAGAUCACCUUUGUCACCAAUGGAUUGGUCAACAACCUCAACUCCUACGGAAUAGACAUCACCGCUAUGUGCAGCGGACUCACCACCUACAUGGCUUACGAAGUUCACAGACCCCAGGUGCCUCUGGGAUCAUGCAUUACCCUCGAUGUCCUGAGAGCUGUGGAGCUGAAGUACUGCAUUGGCAAUGGCAGUUCUCAGCAGAUUCCAGGCAUCAUCCUCAACAACACACAAGUCAUCAUUGGUGGCCAGUCCCAAAUUGUGACCAUCAACAGGCAAUGGCACGUGGCAAUCAUUGAGCAAAUGACUGGCAGCUUCUCCUGGAAAACCAUCUGGAACUACAACACGGGCGUCAUUGCAACCAAAGUCACGCAACAGAACACCUGCUACAUUUCCAUCAUGAACAGAAGCGAGAUGCCCCGCUUUGACAAUCUGGCGCGCCUGGCACAAGAGAGCAGGAACCUGCUCGGUCUUGGAAGGCCGACCAAGAAGAUCACCUUUGUCACCAAUGGAUUGGUCAACAACCUCAACUCCUACGGAAUAGACAUCACCGCUAUGUGCAGCGGACUCACCACCUACAUGGCUUACGAAGUUCACAGACCCCAGGUGCCUCUGGGCCCAUGCAUUACCCUCGAUGUCCUGAGAGCUGUGGAGCUUCAGUACUGCAAUGGCAAUGGCAAUUGGAAUGGCAACUGGAAUGGCAACUGGAAUGGCAACUGGAAUGGCAACUGGAAUGGCAAUUGGAAUGGCAAUGGCAACUGGAACGGCAAUUGGAAUGGUGGUAACAAUUGGAAUGGCAAUGGCAAUUGGAAUGGCGGUAACAACUGGAAUGGCGGCAACAAUUGGAAUGGCAAUGGCAAUUGGAAUGGCGGUAACAACUGGAAUGGCGGUAACAAUUGGAAUGGCGGUAUCAAUUGGAAUGGAGGUUGGAACGGUGGUAACAAUUGGAAUGGCAACUGGAAUGGCGGUUGGAACGGCGGUAACAAUUGGAAUGGCAGUGGCAUUUGGAAUGGCAACUGGAGUGGCAACGGACAGUCUCAGCAGAUUCCAGGCAUCAUCCUCAACAACACACAAGUCAUCAUUGGUGGCCAGUCCCAAAUUGUGACCAUCAACAGGCAAUGGCACGUGGCAAUCAUUGAGCAAAUGACUGGCAGCUUCUCCUGGAAAACCAUCUGGAACUACAACACGGGCGUCAUUGCAACCAAAGUCACGCAACAGAACACCUGCUACAUUUCCAUCAUGAACAGAAGCGAGAUGCCCCGCUUUGACAAUCUGGCGCGCCUGGCACAAGAGAGCAGGAACCUGCUCGGUCUUGGAAGGCCGACCAAGAAGAUCACCUUUGUCACCAAUGGAUUGGUCAACAACCUCAACUCCUACGGAAUAGACAUCACCGCUAUGUGCAGCGGACUCACCACCUACAUGGCUUACGAAGUUCACACUUUCCAAGGACCCCAGGUGCCUCUGGGCCCAUGCAUUACCCUCGAUGUCCUGAGAGCUGUGGAGCUUCAGUACUGCAAUGGCAAUGGUCAGUCUCAGCAGAUUCCAGGCAUCAUCCUCAACAACACACAAGUCAUCAUUGGUGGCCAGUCCCAAAUUGUGACCAUCAACAGGCAAUGGCACGUGGCAAUCAUUGAGCAAAUGACUGGCAGCUUCUCCUGGAAAACCAUCUGGAACUACAACACGGGCGUCAUUGCAACCAAAGUCACGCAACAGAACACCUGCUACAUUUCCAUCAUGAACAGAAGCGAGAUGCCCCGCUUUGACAAUCUGGCGCGCCUGGCACAAGAGAGCAGGAACCUGCUCGGUCUUGGAAGGCCGACCAAGAAGAUCACCUUUGUCACCAAUGGAUUGGUCAACAACCUCAACUCCUACGGAAUAGACAUCACCGCUAUGUGCAGCGGACUCACCACCUACAUGGCUUACGAAGUUCACAGACCCCAGGUGCCUCUGGGAUCAUGCAUUACCCUCGAUGUCCUGAGAGCUGUGGAGCUGAAGUACUGCAUUGGCAAUGGCAGUUCUCAGCAGAUUCCAGGCAUCAUCCUCAACAACACACAAGUCAUCAUUGGUGGCCAGUCCCAAAUUGUGACCAUCAACAGGCAAUGGCACGUGGCAAUCAUUGAGCAAAUGACUGGCAGCUUCUCCUGGAAAACCAUCUGGAACUACAACACGGGCGUCAUUGCAACCAAAGUCACGCAACAGAACACCUGCUACAUUUCCAUCAUGAACAGAAGCGAGAUGCCCCGCUUUGACAAUCUGGCGCGCCUGGCACAAGAGAGCAGGAACCUGCUCGGUCUUGGAAGGCCGACCAAGAAGAUCACCUUUGUCACCAAUGGAUUGGUCAACAACCUCAACUCCUACGGAAUAGACAUCACCGCUAUGUGCAGCGGACUCACCACCUACAUGGCUUACGAAGUUCACAGACCCCAGGUGCCUCUGGGCCCAUGCAUUACCCUCGAUGUCCUGAGAGCUGUGGAGCUUCAGUACUGCAAUGGCAAUGGCAAUUGGAAUGGCAACUGGAAUGGCAACUGGAAUGGCAACUGGAAUGGCAACUGGAAUGGCAAUUGGAAUGGCAAUGGCAACUGGAACGGCAAUUGGAAUGGUGGUAACAAUUGGAAUGGCAAUGGCAAUUGGAAUGGCGGUAACAACUGGAAUGGCGGCAACAAUUGGAAUGGCAAUGGCAAUUGGAAUGGCGGUAACAACUGGAAUGGCGGUAACAAUUGGAAUGGCGGUAUCAAUUGGAAUGGAGGUUGGAACGGUGGUAACAAUUGGAAUGGCAACUGGAAUGGCGGUUGGAACGGCGGUAACAAUUGGAAUGGCAGUGGCAUUUGGAAUGGCAACUGGAGUGGCAACGGACAGUCUCAGCAGAUUCCAGGCAUCAUCCUCAACAACACACAAGUCAUCAUUGGUGGCCAGUCCCAAAUUGUGACCAUCAACAGGCAAUGGCACGUGGCAAUCAUUGAGCAAAUGACUGGCAGCUUCUCCUGGAAAACCAUCUGGAACUACAACACGGGCGUCAUUGCAACCAAAGUCACGCAACAGAACACCUGCUACAUUUCCAUCAUGAACAGAAGCGAGAUGCCCCGCUUUGACAAUCUGGCGCGCCUGGCACAAGAGAGCAGGAACCUGCUCGGUCUUGGAAGGCCGACCAAGAAGAUCACCUUUGUCACCAAUGGAUUGGUCAACAACCUCAACUCCUACGGAAUAGACAUCACCGCUAUGUGCAGCGGACUCACCACCUACAUGGCUUACGAAGUUCACAUUUCCCAAGGACCCCAGGUGCCUCUGGGAUCAUGCAUUACCCUCGAUGUCCUGAGAGCUGUGGAGCUGAAGUACUGCAUUGGCAAUGGCAGUGUCAAUUUCCCGUCUCAGCAGAUUCCAGGCAUCAUCCUCAACAACACACAAGUCAUCAUUGGUGGCCAGUCCCAAAUUGUGACCAUCAACAGGCAAUGGCACGUGGCAAUCAUUGAGCAAAUGACUGGCAGCUUCUCCUGGAAAACCAUCUGGAACUACAACACGGGCGUCAUUGCAACCAAAGUCACGCAACAGAACACCUGCUACAUUUCCAUCAUGAACAGAAGCGAGAUGCCCCGCUUUGACAAUCUGGCGCGCCUGGCACAAGAGAGCAGGAACCUGCUCGGUCUUGGAAGGCUGACCAAGAAGAUCACCUUUGUCACCAAUGGAUUGGUCAACAACCUCAACUCCUACGGAAUAGACAUCACCGCUAUGUGCAGCGGACUCACCACCUACAUGGCUUACGAAGUUCACACUUUCCAAGGACCCCAGGUGCCUCUGGGCCCAUGCAUUACCCUCGAUGUCCUGAGAGCUGUGGAGCUUCAGUACUGCAAUGGCAAUGGUCAGUCUCAGCAGAUUCCAGGCAUCAUCCUCAACAACACACAAGUCAUCAUUGGUGGCCAGUCCCAAAUUGUGACCAUCAACAGGCAAUGGCGCAUGGCAAUCAUUGAGCAAAAAAGCAUCAUCGGGUCCUGGAAAACCAUCUGGAAUUACAACACGGGCGUCAUUGCAACCAAAGUCACGCAACAGAACACCUGCUACAUUUCCAUCAUGAACAGAAGCGAGAUGCCCCGCUUUGACAAUCUGGAGCGCCUGGCACAAGAGAGCAGGAACCUGCUCGGUCUUGGAAGGCCGACCAAGAAGAUCACCUUUGUCACCAAUGGAUUGGUCAACAACCUCAACUCCUACGGAAUAGACAUCACCGCUAUGUGCAGCGGACUCACCACCUACAUGGCUUACGAAGUUCACAGACCCCAGGUGCCUCUGGGAUCAUGCAUUACCCUCGAUGUCCUGAGAGCUGUGGAGCUGAAGUACUGCAUUGGCAAUGGCAGUUCUCAGCAGAUUCCAGGCAUCAUCCUCAACAACACACAAGUCAUCAUUGGUGGCCAGUCCCAAAUUGUGACCAUCAACAGGCAAUGGCGCAUGGCAAUCAUUGAGCAAAAAAGCAUCAUCGGGUCCUGGAAAACCAUCUGGAAUUACAACACGGGCAUCAUUGCAACCAAAGUCACGCAACAGAACACCUGCUACAUUUCCAUCAUGAACAGAAGCGAGAUGCCCCGCUUUGACAAUCUGGCGCGCCUGGCACAAGAGAGCAGGAACCUGCUCGGUCUUGGAAGGCCGACCAAGAAGAUCACCUUUGUCACCAAUGGAUUGGUCAACAACCUCAACUCCUACGGAAUAGACAUCACCGCUAUGUGCAGCGGACUCACCACCUACAUGGCUUACGAAGUUCACAGACCCCAGGUGCCUCUGGGAUCAUGCAUUACCCUCGAUGUCCUGAGAGCUGUGGAGCUGAAGUACUGCAUUGGCAAUGGCAGUUCUCAGCAGAUUCCAGGCAUCAUCCUCAACAACACACAAGUCAUCAUUGGUGGCCAGUCCCAAAUUGUGACCAUCAACAGGCAAUGGCGCAUGGCAAUCAUUGAGCAAAAAAGCAUCAUCGGGUCCUGGAAAACCAUCUGGAAUUACAACACGGGCGUCAUUGCAACCAAAGUCACGCAACAGAACACCUGCUACAUUUCCAUCAUGAACAGAAGCGAGAUGCCCCGCUUUGACAAUCUGGAGCGCCUGGCACAAGAGAGCAGGAACCUGCUCGGUCUUGGAAGGCCGACCAAGAAGAUCACCUUUGUCACCAAUGGAUUGGUCAACAACCUCAACUCCUACGGAAUAGACAUCACCGCUAUGUGCAGCGGACUCACCACCUACAUGGCUUACGAAGUUCACAGACCCCAGGUGCCUCUGGGAUCAUGCAUUACCCUCGAUGUCCUGAGAGCUGUGGAGCUGAAGUACUGCAUUGGCAAUGGCAGUUCUCAGCAGAUUCCAGGCAUCAUCCUCAACAACACACAAGUCAUCAUUGGUGGCCAGUCCCAAAUUGUGACCAUCAACAGGCAAUGGCGCAUGGCAAUCAUUGAGCAAAAAAGCAUCAUCGGGUCCUGGAAAACCAUCUGGAAUUACAACACGGGCAUCAUUGCAACCAAAGUCACGCAACAGAACACCUGCUACAUUUCCAUCAUGAACAGAAGCGAGAUGCCCCGCUUUGACAAUCUGGCGCGCCUGGCACAAGAGAGCAGGAACCUGCUCGGUCUUGGAAGGCCGACCAAGAAGAUCACCUUUGUCACCAAUGGAUUGGUCAACAACCUCAACUCCUACGGAAUAGACAUCACCGCUAUGUGCAGCGGACUCACCACCUACAUGGCUUACGAAGUUCACAGACCCCAGGUGCCUCUGGGAUCAUGCAUUACCCUCGAUGUCCUGAGAGUUGUGGAGCUUCAGUACUGCAUUGGCAGUGGCAAUGGCAACUGGAAUGGCAAUGGCAGUGGCAAUUGGAAUGGCGGUUGGAAUGGUGGUAACAACUGGAAUGGCAGUUGGAAUGGCGGCUGGAACGGUGGUUGGAAUGGCAGCUGGAAUGUCAGUUGGAAUGGCAACGGACAGACAAAUAACCAACAAAUCAUCACUGGUGGAGAUUCUCAAAUCUCCAUCUCUGGUGUCUCUCAAAGCAUGAGUAUCAAUAGUCAAACACAAAAGGCAAUUUUUGAGCAAAAGAGCAACCGUUUGUCUUGGAAAACCAUCUGGAACUACAACACGGGUGUCAUUGCAACAAAAGUGAUGCAAGAGAGGAUGUGCUACAUUUCCACCAUGAACAGAAGUGAGAUGCCCACCUUUGCUGCACUUAUCAAAGUGGCUGCUGAAAGGAGGAACCAGAUUGGCUUUGGAAGACCUACCAAGAAGAUCACCUUUGUUGCCAACGGACUGGUCAACAACCUCAGCUCUUAUGGAUCAGAUGUCUUCUCCAUGUGCAGUGGACUCACCACCUACAUGGCUCAUGAAGUUUAUGGUUGCAAGGAUGCAGAGUUCACUGAGUUCACUGAGGCACCUCUCAGACGAAGCUCGGUGCCACCUCAGCCCUGCUCCCUCCGGCCCUCUGAAGCCGUCCCACACCUCAGCAAAAGAACUAUUGUUUAUUCCUUCAGCAAAGGACUGGAAGGCAUACGAAGCAAGUUUGCAGAUGAUACAAAACGGGGAGGAGCAGUUGACUCCCUUGAAUUCAGGGAGGCCCUGCAGAGGGACCUCAACAAAUUAGAGGGGUGGGCCAUCACCAACUGUUUGAAGUUGAACAAGGAAAUUGCUGGAUUCUGCACCUGGGAUGGGGUAACCCUGGAUAUAAAUGCAGAAUGA
Molecule: messenger RNA, 7602 nt
Organism: Cinclus cinclus
Lineage: Eukaryota; Metazoa; Chordata; Aves; Passeriformes; Cinclidae
Exons: 56
Coding region: 1-7602 (2533 amino acids)
Biological process (GO): regulation of cell population proliferation
Source: RefSeq, a predicted model, not a curated record